Molecule: messenger RNA, 1111 nt
Organism: Engraulis encrasicolus (European anchovy)
Lineage: Eukaryota; Metazoa; Chordata; Actinopteri; Clupeiformes; Engraulidae
Product: transmembrane protein 74-like
Exons: 1
Coding region: 21-878 (285 amino acids)
Source: RefSeq, a predicted model, not a curated record
CACAAAACGCAAAUGCCCUAAUGGCUAAUAUGGAACUGUUCUACUUUGAGCAACAAAGUCAGGCAGGCUGGAGAGCUUUUCCUCGACACCUGAACAACGUAGAGGGCUGCUGCGGCUUCGAGUCCUCCCUUUCCAAAUCGCAACUUGUAUUCCAAGGAAGUGACUCUGACGAGGAGACGAUAUAUGGCGCUGAGGAGGAAGUCGAAUCAGUACCUUGGACAGCAGCCUCGCUGACCAGCCGCCAACUCUGCGACGUGAGCGGUCUGGAUAACCCGCCUGUUAACGGCAAAGGGAGAGACGUUUGCUGUUCAUGUGUUUGCGAAGACGAAAAUGGACUUGACCUCGGCGAUCUACAGCUGGCGGAUAAAGACAAAUACAACUGCUUAUGCGAGAGCAGCACUCCGAGCGAUCUUCAGGAGGUCUUAGCGGAUUUUUCAGACUUGCCCGAGGAUCUCGACUUUGAGGCUCCCGGGGGGAAGUCAACGGAUUACGGUUUCAUAUGUGCAGUCACGUUCUUAGUCACGGGCAUCUCGUUAGUGGUCAUCUCGUACACCAUCCCGCGGGACGUCACCGUCAACCCAGACAGCGUGUCUGCCCGGGAGAUGGAACGUCUGGAGCGGGAGAACGCCCGCGUUGGCGCGCACCUGGACCGGUGUGUCAUAGCGGGACUGUGUCUACUGACCCUCGGCGGAGUGAUACUGUCGACUCUGCUCAUGGUCUCAAUGUGGAAGGGCGAGAUUGCCAGACGUAAGGCGUUUGCGUAUUCACUACAGUCGGCGAAACUUUAUGGCUCUAUGAAUUUCCGCUCAGGUGGCGGGACUCCAUCUGGAUCGUCACCGCGUCUGUCCGUUGACGAGGUGGAGACGGACCUGAACUAACGCCAAAAAAACAGGUCUCUGGAUUUUACUCCGGCACAGUGCCAAAAAGCGAGCUUUUAUCCUCGCCCAGCUUCAAAAACCCAUUGCAACCUUAUUUGUACAAUCUCUAUACCAGCUGUCGUCUCACGGGAUGCUGACAGAGCGCAGAGCCAACGGUUUUCUGUCCUUAUUUUCGUUUUUGUACUAUAUGCUCUCUCUCUCUCUCUCUCUCUCUCUCUCUCUCUCUCUCUCUC